Necator americanus (New World hookworm) is the source of this 774-nucleotide messenger RNA. RefSeq lists its product as uncharacterized. NCBI's taxonomy places the organism in Eukaryota, Metazoa, Nematoda, Chromadorea, Rhabditida, Ancylostomatidae. The record is from RefSeq and is a predicted model, not a curated record. Bases 1 to 774 code for a protein of 257 amino acids. The transcript is spliced from 9 exons.
AUGACUGCAGUUCGCUUGAAUGCGGCGGGGUCGGAUGAACCACAAUCAGCCUCUGUUGUGUUCCUGGAUCAGACUCUUGUUGUGUUUGACAUCGAACAGGCGAAGAACGCAACCCAGGUGAUUCAUAUUAGUCGCGUUCCAAAAACUGGACUUGUUUCUUUUCGAUUUCAGACAAAUGCUCCGACCAGGUAUAUCGUUAGCCCAAAUUGUGGAAUUAUAGAAAAUGAUAAACCAGUACCGAUUAGAAUUGAACUCGUUGGAAACCGAUACAAUCCUCAACAUAAGCUUGUAGUGCAUGCGAUCGCAAUACAAAACAAAAGUGAAUGGAAAUCGAUAUGGGAUGAUCCGAGAAUCGAUGAACCUGGGAGAUUUCAAACAAUAUGGAUUGAGCUAGGCACAACAAUUAUGAGCCUCGAACAUGCUUUCAACCUCACUGAUCCACAAAAUGCUAAAGUGACUAUGUCGGUGGCACAAUUGCUAAGUGCCAGCAAUUCUAGAGGAGCGGAUAGAGUGAAAGAAUUAGAAGAUUUGAAAGCUAUGCUACGCGCUGAUAAUGAGACCUUACAAAGAAAUAUUCAGCAAACUACAAAUCUAAAGGCAGUCAUUGAAAAACAGCUAAAAGAAAGAUCUGCAGAAGCUAAAGAAUUUCAUGCUAAAGAGGAAAAACUGACCGCCGAAGAGGAUCGUCUGUAUGCGGAUGUGAUGCGUGAUGAAAGCGAGUUAAAUAUCUUGAAGGAGCGACGAUCACAUCCUGAAAAUUGCAUAUUAAUGUGA